UUCCAGUUCCACCGCUUGCCCGCCAUCUCUUCCGUGCUUGCCUUUGCUGCUACUCUCCGCGUGACUAAGAAAUUCCCCCACAAGCGAUUCGCCAGGUUUCGAUUAUCCGUCCGUCCAUCACCGAGCUGUUCCAAUCCAAUCGAGCUGCUUCCAAUCCAAUCGGCGGAACUCCACAUUUUCGCCGCCGCCGCCGCCAACACCGCUCCCUGACAUCUCCUGCCGUACGCGCGCUCUCCACCAGCCGCGGCAAGCACUCGCCCAGCUCACGGCUUGCUUGCUCACGCUUCAAGCCCCCUCCCGUGCCCGUCCGUGGUCGUCUAUUUCUCUGAUGCUACCGCUGCUGCUGGCCUAAAAUUUCAGCUCCUUAAUUAGCCUCUCGGUUCGUGGGUUGCAACUGCUACGGCAGCCGUGCCAUACCAGUACAGCCCAACAACACAUUUGACACAUCAUCAUCGACCCAACACACUUCCAUUUUGAAGAGAUCUUCUGGUUAAUGAAACUAAACGCCAAGUAUAUCCAUCUGGUGUAUCCAUACAAUCAAGUAAUCCUUCAGAUGGACAUAAAGGUAUUAUAGGAAGAAACGCUUCUGAGCGCAAGCGUUAUCGUGACCGGGAAAGAUACGUGAUGAUGACUCCAGAACAGCGUGAUGCCUACCUUCAAAGGAACCGUGAAUACAAACGGAGAAGGAAGAAUCAUGAUGCAUUUAGCGAUGGUGUGCAAUCUGCAGUUAGCCAAAUCAAUAAAAUUACCCACGGCAACAUGCACGCACCAGCUCUCGCCAACAGACGCGAGAAAGUUGGACUCUUAAACAUGUCCACAUCAGAUCCAUCUGCCACAUCUACCUCAUAUACUAAAUUAACAAGCACCGCUCAUAAACGAAUGUCGACGUUUCUGGAAAGGGGCAGUGAAUACAAGAGAAUGAGAGUGUCUAAUGCAGCAGGUUGCAGUACUACCCUACAAGAAACACGUGAUUAUGUUUGUGCGUCAGCAGAUAUUGGCCAAUGUAAGUGGACAAACACAUAUAUGGACAUGAUGAGCAAGCUCAGCGGAAAAAGAUCGUCUCAUGAAGCGUCUUGCAGUUCCACACACAAAGAUAAUGGUAACUUACAUGAUCAGUACAAUCCUCUAAAAAUGCAAGAGUGUGCUGCAGUCCAAGACCAUGAAGACCAUGACAGUAUCAUCUAUGUCCCAAAUGGUGCUUUUCCUGCUAUAGAAGAUGGUUUGAUCGAGGAUGAAUAUGAAGACGAUGAGAGUUGUAUAUUAAGUGGGCAAGGUUCUGAUUAUUCAUCAUAUCGAGACAUAAAUCAUGAAAUUUGUGAAAAACAAGUUGAUUCGGGCAAUCAUAUCCAUCGAAAUAUACCAAGUUCCCAUCAUGUUUUGCAGCCAGUACCUAAUUGUGCACAUUGCGGUGCAAAAAGGUUCCAGUAUGAGAAACCGACAUUUUGUUGCAUGGGUGGCAACGUCAAGAUAGUGACUCCAUGUGUUCCUGAUGAAGUGCGCAUAUGCAAGUCAAGAUCCAGAUGCAAAAUACUUUCAAGAUAAUAUACGGUACUUCAAUUCUCACUUUUCUUUUACCUCUCUUGGUGUUAUCUUGGACCAACGAUACUGCAAUAAAAGGUCCGGAGUUUACACUUUUCGUGCCCAAGGAUAAAUUUAUCAUGGACUUGACCAAUUGGUUCCGGAGUUUACACUUUUCGUGUCCAUGUUUCCGAUCUUCACUCCUUUUUGAAGAACACCAAAUUUAGUUCAGAUCCUGUUAUGAAUCAGCUCUACUGAGACAAUAUGGAUAUCAGCUCAACUAAUAGCUUUUUGUAAGCAUACUAAGUUAAAACUUUGUCGUCACAUUUGGCGCAACAUAUGAUAGACGCUAUCAAUGUAUUCCGUAAUAUUUUCACACAAUAUUUUAUUAGUUUGUAACUAUGUGUAUUUGUUUGAGUUCUAAAAAAUCAUAUGUAUUUUUGUUAUGUUGCCUUGUUUGGUUGGGGACGUGCAAAGCACGUGCUGUUUACUAGUGUAGGGAGGAGGACGAACAGUCGCGGCGGCGGAGGAAGACGAACAGAGGUUGGGCCAUGUUGCUUUGCUUCUGUGAGGUAUCCGGCUGGUAUCCGGCUGUAACAAACCGUGUGGGAAGGGGUGGGCAGGUAUAUGAGGUGACGUGGCUUCAUGGGAGGCCAGGAAAAUGGGAUCACCUAUUUAGAAAGAGAAGAUAUGGUUAUAUGUAUUGAUUGAUAUAGAGACUGGGGUUAUCCUAGUUAUCCUGAGGCCGGUGCAACCUCCUCUAAGGCUACUCAUAGUGGGGAGUAACUUAGACUAGUAACAUAUGUUAUGUUACUAGUCUAGAUUACUACCUUCAUAGUGGGUAGUAACUUAUAUGUGAUGUCAUGCAUUGUGUCAUUUAUUAUGUUGUAGACUCAUUUUGCCUAGGGGUGUGUGAUGUUAUGGUAACAUAGGUAGUUACCACCUCACUCUCUUUCUUCAUUUAUUCGCAUGCCAUGUCACCAUAAUGCCUUGAGAUGUAUGAUGUUACUAGCUAUGUUACUCCCACUAUGAGCAGUCUAAACUGUA
Molecule: messenger RNA, 2565 nt
Organism: Lolium perenne
Lineage: Eukaryota; Viridiplantae; Streptophyta; Magnoliopsida; Poales; Poaceae
Source: RefSeq, a predicted model, not a curated record